UCAAUUGCAAAUUUUAUUUGUAAUUUCUAUCCAAUCUCUUAAAACACUUUUUGUGUCAUUCCUUUUUUGCAAUUGUUGUGAAAUCUUAGCUUUCUUCACCGACUUCUUCUUUGGCGAUUUUCUUAUCAAUUUUUUUAUGUUGGUUGAGGGGUUUGAAGUUAUAUGCACACAAAUGAAGCUACUCUUCCAGAAUUUGUUAUUCUUUCCUUCAUUUUUUGUAGUGAAUUUCUCGGCGUCUUGAAAUUUGACCUGAGAGGGCUUUCUCAAUCGUCUUAAUUUAUAAUGAGAUACUUCCAUUAAUUGCAUGGAUAAUUUUCUUAUAAAGGUAUAAUUUUUCCACCCUGUUAUGCAUUAAUUACUGAGCGCAGAAGUUGAUUGUCGCAGUUGAUCGUGAAUUGAAGCGGCCGAGCCUAUUUUUAUCAGGGUCUGCGGUCUCUGUUAAGAUACAAUGAACAAUCAAUAUGGAGAAGAUCAAGAUCAAGUGAGUGUUGCUGGAUUUGAUGUUCCUAACUCGCCAGAAGCAAGUUACAAUAAUGUCUACCCUGGAAGUGACGAUGAUGGGAGAGAACCACCUACGCUACCCCCUCACCUGCAACACACCUUGCUAAACUAUAAAAGGAAUAGUGAUCCUUGUGGACCAUCCCUCCCAUCUCCACAGAAUGUCAAUUUAAAUCAUCUGUACAUUGAGAACAGAGAACCUCCAAGAUCGGUGGUGGCGCUUGGUGUUUCGCAUCGCUUUCGUUCAAAAUUUGUCACUGUUGUGCUCUAUAAACCUGUUCCAAGAAGGUGAAAAGGUGACAGGUAAUUUGUGUAAAGACUACUCGUUAUGUUGGCCGUUUAUGUAUCUGUGUUGAUUAUAGCGUGCUGUAGAAAACUAGCCAAAUCCGAAUUUUAUCCGUAGAAGGUGCUUAUUUAUGCCUGCUAUGUCGAGAUUCCUAUGUGUUCCAUACCUAUAUUUGAUUACAAAUGACAGAAAUCCUAGAGUUAUGAAGUGAGUUGUCUAGUGCAUGCUUAAACUUUGCUGUAACUUUCUGGGUUGUGUUUUUUCAUUACAUUGUAUAUAGAGAUCUUAAAUGUUGAUAAGUUAAAAGUUUGGUCCGUUUCAA
Messenger RNA from Salvia hispanica, 1106 nucleotides. Its product is annotated as SNF1-related protein kinase regulatory subunit beta-3-like. Lineage: Eukaryota; Viridiplantae; Streptophyta; Magnoliopsida; Lamiales; Lamiaceae. The record is from RefSeq and is a predicted model, not a curated record. Gene Ontology annotation, molecular function: protein binding.